Molecule: messenger RNA, 3611 nt
Organism: Sycon ciliatum
Lineage: Eukaryota; Metazoa; Porifera; Calcarea; Leucosolenida; Sycettidae
Exons: 18
Coding region: 1-3120 (1039 amino acids)
Source: RefSeq, a predicted model, not a curated record
AUGCACGAUAGCAGCAGUUCAGCAGCAGCUGUACCGGCAACAGUUGAGAGUUCCAGUGGACAUCAUCUACACGCUCACAGCGCAACAGCAGCAACGGCAUUGCCUGGAAUGUCUACAGGUGAUAGUGGUCUCUCUGCUGGUCAGUCUGCUGGUCAGGCUGGUCAGUCUGGUCAGUCAUUGCUGUUGCCACGUAUCAACUCUGGGCCAUGUACUGCUAACCCACUCAGCUUGGAAUCCUGGGUGUUAUCAACAUCUCGUCAUAGUUAUGUGGAUAUACAGCGCUAUGCACCCAAGCAGUCUCUGCUACACUAUCCUGUGGAUAAACAACGGGUCACACUAUCCACCGGUGCAUCCUCGCAAUCCUCAUCUUGUCAGUUUCUCGAUCGCUUAGCGGAGUCUGAUGCAGCUUCUGGCACACGUAUGUGUGUUCUUGCACGUCUGUGCAGCCGCCCGCUAGUCGGACAGUACGGCGAGUUUGUGAAGGCCGCUCAAUGGCAGACUACGUUCCUGGAGUGGAUAGCUGAGAACUCACCAAGUGCUAUUCGCUCGUUACAGGACGAUGUACGGACUAUGCGUAACAACGGCAACGCGACUGCUUCACCCGCGUUUGUACUGCAGCCGAGGAACAUGCCUUGCCUAUCACCGUCUCCCACAUCAUCAUCGUCGUCAUCAUGUGUAGACAGCGGUCGUGAUGGUGUCGAUCCGUGUGCAGUACCUCACAUUGAUGCUGGUGCUGGUGCUGCUGGUGCUUGUGAUCAAUGUGUGCCACCACUACCACCGCCACAGCAGCAUCGCUCUAGCAGCACAUGUCUGAGAGGAUGGGUGAUGUUGCCGGCCGGGCACUUAGUGCAAGAUGUCCACUCCACGCUGGAUCGGUUACUGUGUGCCGCUACCCCAUCCUGCACACCGUCAUGUGACACAUACUCACCACAACACAGGGAUAGAGAACAAGAAUUUGUACAACCAGAUGAAAUGGUACGGUGCUUACCCGUGUUCGAUCCGAGCAAGAAUGAGUUUGUGCCAGCAACACCAGAGCGUCUCAGCAGACGGCAGCUGUUGAGGCAAUGCACCACGCUACGCUCACGCCUGUCGAAUUCAUUCGCAAAGCUGUUCCUCUUGGAUGAAACUCCUGAAAUGCUCUACUUGAAGCAUCGGCGUGCUUGCACAAGAACGAGUUCUGUGUCCACAACACCGACUGGAGGUAAUGGCAAUAUUUCCAGCAUGGAUCCACCAAUCUUCUCGGAUUCCGUCAAGGUCGGCCAGUAUUACAUGGAUCCUCUGUCUACUGUUCCUGUGAAGCGUCUCCUUGGCAUGUUUGCAGAGGAUGGUUCGGUACUCUGCCCUAAAACCCUGAAACCUCUCAUCCUGCCAGAGGAUGUUGAUGUCGACUAUGUAACAUCAAUCGGAGGUGUCAAACCGUUUUCUCAUCACUCUGUGGGUGACCGGAAAGUUCACGGAGUGGAGUAUUGCAUGGACGCCAAUGAUGGCCUGCAGAGCGAUGCAGCACUGCAGAGACUACGGGACAGUCUGAACCGCGUCAUGGACCCCACCGGCAGUGCGGUGGAACUGAAGGCAGCUCUGUCGGACGAAUCCGACAUCAUACCCGCACUGACCGGCGCCCGACGCUCUCGCAUCACAACCACCGAAUCCACUACCAGCAGCAGCAGCAGCAGCAGCAGCAGAAGUAGUAGCACUGGCCGUGCCAAGACCAGUGCCACUAGUAGUAGUAAGCAGAGCUCUGGACGGUCACACAUCCUGGAGGCUAGCGGCAGUCGCAGCAAGAAGCAACACUUGACUAGUAAGUCGUCGUCAUUGUCCUCCUCCCGCUCAUCCAGUGUCUCAUCCCUUGGCCGUUCCUUGCAAUCAUCCAAAGCUGUGUCGUCACCAUCAUUAUCGUCAUCAUCGUCUCUCUCAAGUCGGGAUAAACAACAGCGAGUAGGAUCAACACGACGACGCCACUCCGACCAGCACGCGGCCUCGUUGUCAUCGGGGCGGCGAUCUCUGAGUGACGGCUCAAAGCCAUCAGAACGCAGGACGCUGAGCAGCUCAAAAGCUCAUUCGUUGCGACGAGACGCAUCGAGCUCAUCGUCGUCGUCAUCGUCGUCCCUGCUCAGACGUCGCUCAAGCACGCAGGAUUCGCUGCUCACACGUCGCUCAAGUGCACGUGAGCAGCAGACUGGUGGCAGUGCUGGUGGUGGUAGUAGCAUCACUGGUAGCAGAAUGGAGACGCAGGCGUUGAUGACAUCAUCGGUGACAUCAUCACCACCGGUGCCCCCAUCGUCAGCCAUGAGUUCAGUGACCUCGGUGUCAUCUCUGCAGUUGUCUCCUAACCAUGCUGGUGAGGUGUCUGCCUCUGUACCAGUAACAGCAACAACAUCAACACACCAAGGCCUCUGCAAAGGUCCAGCAUUGCGGCGUCAUCGUACCACAUCCAUGAACUUGUCGUCCGUGGCAUCUUCGGACGGUGCGUUACUCGAAUCACCACCGGCAAGAACAUCAUCGGCUGAUUGGGCACUACCGUCAGCCUCAGUAGCAACCGCAUCCACAUUGUCGUCGUCAUCACCACUGUCAACCUCACACUUGUCCCGUGUUUCCGAGCACGUUGCUCCCCAUGACUGCACCACUCCACCCAUCACAUCAUCCACGAGUAAUGAUGACAUCACCGUGAGUCACCAUGACGUAAUGAUGAGUGCAAGUCAGCCCGUUGCGUCAGUCGGCACCCGAAGUCACUCAACGUCUGCAAUAGAUACAAUGCUAUCGGCUUCUCAAGCUCCUGCAGCAGCUGCAACAGGGAGUCAUCAAGAAGACAAGGAGGCCAGGGAGGGCAGGAAGACAACGGCUGAGCAGAGACGGCAGCUCCGUGUCAAGCGAUCCGAACGUCACAAACAGCAACUGCAGCUGGUCGUAGAACACGUGGUGAUGAAGCAUGGUGUUCAGAGGUCCGACCGUCUGUUCCAGAACUGCGCUAACAGACUGUUCAAAGUCAGCAAGAUCUUCCUUGAGGAUUUGACGACAUCGCACAAUUUAAUUGCGGAAAUGAAGAAGGUUGCGAAGAACAACGUGAAACAAGUGGUCCAGUCGGAGUUUAAGAAUGCAAAGCGCUCAUUGUCUGUAAGCUGAGGUUUCUGUGGGAGAUGCCAUAGCGAUGAUGUCAUAGUUAUGAUGUCAUAUCAUUGAUGUCAUAGCAGUGAUGAUCUCAUAGUAAUGCGCUGGGUGAAGUGGACAGCCCGGUAUCGUGUGACUCGGUGUGUGUGUGUGUGUGUGUGUGUGUGUGUGUGUAUGCGCUCGCUGACUUCUCUUGGCUGUCAAUCUCGUGCGACAAUCGCUGUUUUUAUUUGCCAUGAUGUACGUGACGAUUUUAAACUUUUGUAUUUUCUAGACUCCAGUCUUAAGGAGUUAUACUGGCUAGCUGCCUUUACAGCCGGCUCUUGACUUGACGUGUAUUUUCGUGGAAAAUAGCCCAUCGCUCUGCUGCUGCUGCUGCCGCUUAUUCUGAUUUUAUCCCAGCUCUCCAACCCGUACAGCUACAGGUAACCAUGGUUACUGUUACUGCUCGUCUGGUUUUGUACUUUAGCGCUAUUUUUUUAUUUAAGACUUUUCUUCUUUCAGAG